AUGACUUCUUCUCAGAAUGACGAAACAAAGGACCCCGAACAUGUCGAUGCCUCGCCUCGUCCGAUCAAUGUCUAUACCGACGAUGAGACUUCAUCUCUCGGUAAAGGAGAUAUACUUGGUGCCGAGCAUGUCGACCCUGUCUUGAAUGCCAAAAUGCACCUGGUCAACAAUGCCAUCGACGAAAUUGGUUUCACCGGCUACCACUGGAAGCUGUUCGUCCUCAAUGGUUUCGGGUAA
Aureobasidium uvarum is the source of this 237-nucleotide messenger RNA. Lineage: Eukaryota; Fungi; Ascomycota; Dothideomycetes; Dothideales; Saccotheciaceae. The record is from the annotation of a GenBank genome assembly.